AUGAGGUUCUCUCUUACGUCGACUCUUGUGGCGACGCUUGCUGCUUCGGCAACGGCCAACAGCUGGUUUGGGAGCGCUGUGUACGACAAGUGGCAUGAGUCGGAGCUUGAGCGCUGGCUGAGCGACCACGGCAUCCCUCACCCCAGCCCCUCGGACCGCAAGAACCUUCAGUCGACUGUCAAGGCCAACUGGAAUGACAAGGUCGUUUCUCCCUACACUAGCUGGGACGCGCCUACGCUCCAGAAGUACCUGACUCUCAAGGGUCAGCAGGCGAAGAAGGGCACCGAGAAGGACGCAAAGAGCCUCGCCGAGCAGGUCAAGGUAUAUUGGACCGAGACCGAGGACUCUGCCAACCAAGCCUAUGGCAACGUUAAGGACUGGAUCUUCGACACCUGGUCUGACUCUCAGCUCAAGGCGUUCGCCGACAAGCAUGGUAUCCCCGUCCCCCAGCCUCGCCAGCGUGACUCUCUCCUUGCAGCCGUCCGCGACAACUACCAGUCGGCUGCUGAGAAGGCCAAGGAGACUGCCAACUACCCCGGCGACUGGCUCUACGCUUCGUGGUCCGACUCUGAUCUCAAGGCCUGGUUCGACGAGCGGGGCUACACCGUCCCCCAGCCCAGCACUCGUGACUCCAUGAUUGCUGCUCUCCGCCGUCAGUCCCGUCUUGCGAGCAUUCAGUCUCAGGACGCGUAUGCCUCGGUCUCUUCUGCUGCCGCCAACGCUCAGCAGAGCCUCAGUGAUGCUCUCCUCGACUCGUGGUCUGACAGCCAGAUCAAGGAGUGGGCCGACAAGAAC
Molecule: messenger RNA, 795 nt
Organism: Exserohilum turcica Et28A
Lineage: Eukaryota; Fungi; Ascomycota; Dothideomycetes; Pleosporales; Pleosporaceae
Exons: 3
Source: RefSeq, a predicted model, not a curated record